GAUUUCCUGUCUAUAGGGGAAGGGGGAAGUGCAUGGCCGGGGGGGGGGGGGGACACGACGCACAGGGGAUCCAGAGAGCCCAGCAGCAGGGUGCAGAGGCAGGCCGGGGCCGGGGGUGCGGAAUCUGCUGACGGAGGGGCCAGGCAGCGGAGUGGGGCUGGCCCUCCCCCCUCCCUCCCUGCUGUGUUGGCGGCCGGCUGGAGCCCUCUUCUCCCGUCAGCUCCAGGCGCAGCUGGAACUUGAGCCCUGGCAGAGGGGCCCCCCGGUUGUGCCCGGCAUGAUGGGGCAUCUGCCCAGAUAGGCCCUUCUUCCCCCUGGAGCCCUCGGCCAGGGAGCCUUCCUCCUCCUCCUCCUCCUCUUCCUCCGGCGACAUGCAGGACAAGCUGCGUAUCCUGGAAGACCUGAACAUGCUGUACAUCCGCCAGAUCGCCCUCAGCCUGGAGGGCACAGACAUCCAGAAGAAGAUCGACCAUGAGAUCCGCAUGCGCGAAGGAGCCUGCAAGCUUCUGGCGGCCUGCACCCAGCGCGAGCAGGCCCUGGAGGUCACCAAGAGCCUGCUGGUCUGCAACAGCCGCAUCCUGGCCUACAUGGCCGAACUGCAGCGCAUGAAAGAGGCCCAAGUCAUGCAGCGCGUGGCCCGGCGCCCUUCGGAUGCCGGUCCCACGGACGAUCGUUUGCCUUGUCGGGGCAAAGUCUCUAUCUCAGAUAUCCGGAUCCCCCUGAUGUGGAAGGACACGGAGUAUUUCAAAAACAAGGGAGAUGUCCCACACUUUUUUCUUGGCAGAUCUCUCUGCACCCACUGUGCCGUGUUUUGCUUGCUGCAGAUAGGCACAGAAAUCUAUGUUUCUGAGGAGAUGGUUCUGGUCAACCGGACCCUCACGGACAUUUGCUUCGAGAGCACCGUCCUCUUCACGGAGGCAGGUCCAGACUUCAGGCUGAAAGUGGCACAUACAGUGCAGGCCUGGAGGAAGACGCAGCCCUGGACAACACCCCGAAGAAACUUCAUGGUCGCCCUGAGCAGCUCCCUGGGGCGCUCGUCUGGGAGGCAGUCCGAGCAGCCCUGGAUAGAGGCGUGCCUGGCAACCCUGGCAACAGCAGGGGCAGCGGUCCCCCUCCUGCCGCCAGCUCCCUGUAUGGCAGGCCCCAAGUACCAGCUGCUGGCGUGCACCACCCUCCACCUGGCCGGCGUCCAGGAUGCCUUCCGGACCCACGAUCUUCGUCAUCACUGGCCACG
Molecule: messenger RNA, 1234 nt
Organism: Sphaerodactylus townsendi
Lineage: Eukaryota; Metazoa; Chordata; Lepidosauria; Squamata; Sphaerodactylidae
Product: rhotekin-like
Exons: 8
Biological process (GO): actomyosin contractile ring assembly; septin ring organization; mitotic cytokinesis
Cellular component (GO): actomyosin contractile ring
Source: RefSeq, a predicted model, not a curated record